AUGGGAUCAAGAAAAAAAACUAAGACAAAACAAUAUCAUUAUUUUCCACUUUCAUUUAUCUUAUUCUAUAAACAACAUACUGUCAUUAUGUCUGAAUCGGUCUGUGACAAACUUCAGCAACAUUGUGCACUUAUUGCCUAUGCUUUUAGUCCUUCUCAUAUCAAAGAUGUUGUUGUUGGUAUGGCAACAACAUAUGAAACACCAAAAAUUAUGACAAUCAAUUCAUAUCCCAUUGCAAUAACAUGUCGUUUUGUUCAGUUACUUAUUUUCAUCUAUGCAUUUGCUUAUGUCUUAUGGUAUAAACGUGGUUAUCAAGAUCGUGAUCAAUCUUUGUUAUCAUCAGUGACACUUGAAGUCAAUGGCAUUGGAUUUCAUGAGAAUAAUUCAACGAUCAUGUUUGAUAAUGCUGAUUUUAUUGUUCCACCUCAAGAAAGUAAUGCAUUAUUUAUUAUGACAAAUCUAAUUCAGACAGAUCAACAACGAAAACGUUGUGUAGAAGGAAUGGAUAUAGAUGAUGCUCAAUGUACAAAUCAUUCACAAUGUGAAGAAAGAAGUCAAUAUCGUGAAAGAAGUAAUGGACGGUGGACAGGAAAAUGUCUUUUAUUAGAAAAUCGAUGUGAAAUCGAAGGUUGGUGUCCUGUUGAAAAUGAUCUUAUUAUUCCUAAACCAAUCAUGGGCACAUUAAAUUAUACAAUAUUACUAAAGAACUUUAUUGAAUUUGCACGUUUUAAUAUAACAAGAAGAAAUAUUUUUAAUGAGUCGAAGUAUUUCCAAACAUGUCGUUAUCAUCCAAUACAUGACCGAUGGUGUCCAACAUUUCGUAUUGAUGACUUAUUACAUAUAGUUGAAAAUGAUGAAGAAGAACGUCAUGAUAUGUUAGCACGUGGUGCUGUUUUACGUAUUAAAAUCGAUUGGAUGUGUAAUUUAGAUUUAGGUGAAAAUGAAU
Molecule: messenger RNA, 946 nt
Organism: Adineta steineri
Lineage: Eukaryota; Metazoa; Rotifera; Eurotatoria; Adinetida; Adinetidae
Source: the annotation of a GenBank genome assembly